Pygocentrus nattereri (red-bellied piranha) is the source of this 2406-nucleotide messenger RNA. RefSeq names its product nuclear prelamin A recognition factor (gene narf). The record is from RefSeq and is a predicted model, not a curated record. NCBI's taxonomy places the organism in Eukaryota, Metazoa, Chordata, Actinopteri, Characiformes, Serrasalmidae. The transcript has 12 exons. Gene Ontology annotation, molecular function: lamin binding. Gene Ontology annotation, cellular component: lamin filament. The coding region runs from base 519 to 1916 and encodes 465 amino acids.
GUCUCCGAGAAAUGCAUAUGUCGUGGAUAGCCUGCUUUUGCGAAUGCGUGAUAAAAAGUAAAGCCGCUUUUUUUAUAUCACAGCUCAAAAAAACACACGAACGAGGUGACGUAACCGCGUGGUAGAGCCGACCGUUGCGGGUUUUUUGAGCAUGCGCGCUGGCUCAGCUGAAGGACAAUGAAGGCUGCUGUGGUGUCGAGUAGCCGAGGAGCUUUUCUUCAACAUUUCUUCUGCGUAUUUGGCUUUAGAAUGGGUCGUGUGGUACGUGGCGGCAGACUUGUUGCUGUCAGCUGUAGUUCGUGUGAGUGUGAGCGCAUCUGCGCUGUUUUCUGAUGAACAAUUCGACCUCAAGAGUCAACACCGAACAGCCUGCCUGUGUUGUCACUCGCUUUCGUUUUACAGUGGAAAACUCUUUCUCUCCGGAUCUCUAGCUGGACUAACGUUAACUGCUUUCAAGCCAGGAGGGCAGGCUAUAGACUUUUAGCUCAGGAGCAGCCGCCAUAGGAAUUUCUUGUAUAAUGUCUGAAGUUAACAUUGCAAGAAAAAAAGAGAAGUGUGAAAAUUGCACUAAACAGUGCAAUAAGAAACAGAGUGAUGAUGCUCUGAGAUCACUGCAGGAGAAAGGCAUCAUCAAUGGAGAGGUGAGCGGACAUACUCUAGCCCAGCCAGUGCUCCUGAGUGCAUGCCUUUCUUGUGAUGGCUGUGUGUCUGAAGAAGAGAACAGUAGAAUCUCUCAACAGAAUCUGCAAGAAAUCUACCAUGUCCUUGCCCUCAAUAAGAAAUGUGAUGCCUCCAAGCACAAACUGCUAGUGGUGUCUGUGUGUCCCCAGUCCUUGCCUUUUUUCGCUGUCAAAUUUCAUCUGGAUAUCCCAGAGGCUGCACAAAAGCUCUGUGGCUUCCUGAAGAGUGUGGGAAUGAAAUAUGUGUUUGACACCACACUGGCUGCAAGUUUUAGUAUUUUGGAGAGCCAAAAGGAGUUUGUGCAGAGAUAUCGCCGCAGGCAUCAUGACACACAUGCUAUGCCAAUGUUCACCUCCUCUUGUCCAGGAUGGAUCCGCUAUGCAGAGCAUGUGCUUGGAAGUCUGGUUACUCCACACAUCUGUACAGCAAGGUCACCGCAACAAGUCAUGGGCUCUCUCGUCAAAGACUACUUUACCAGGCAGCAGAAGCUGACCCCGGAGCAGGUAUACCAUGUGGUGGUGGCUCCCUGCUUUGAUAAGAAGCUGGAAGCCGUGAGAGAGGAAUUCUACAGCAGCCUCCAAGAGAGCAGAGAUGUGGACUGUGUGCUUACCUCAGGAGAAAUACUGCACAUGAUGGAGCAGAGUGAUGUGUCCAUGGAGGACAUUGACCCUGUUCCUCUGGAUCACGUGUUUGGUGAGAUCAGUGAUCCCAACUUAAUGAGGCAUGAUGGUCGAGGCUCUGAAGGCUUUCUUGAGCACAUUUUCAAAUAUGCAGCUAAAGAGCUAUUUGGCCUGGAUGUUCAAGAGAUUGUAUACAAGACACUCAGGAACCGAGACUUCCAGGAGGUGGUGCUAGAGCGUGAUGGAGAGACGCUGCUCCAGUUUGCUGCAGUCUAUGGCUUCCGGAACAUUCAGACACUCGUACACCGCAUGCGGAAAGGCAGAGUGCCCUACCAGCUAGUAGAAGUUCUGUCCUGUCCUGGAGGCUGUUUGAGUGGCCGUGGCCAAGCAGAGGGAGAAGGAGGCAAGCCUGACCGUGCCCUGGUCCAGCAGAUGGAGGAUGCCUAUAGUAGCCUGCCCGUCCGUCUCCCUGAGACCAACCUUGAAGUCCAGCGACUUUACCAGGACUGGCUGGAGGGCCAGGACUCUGUAUGUGCCCAGCAGACCCUCCACACAAAAUACAGCAACCACACACAGCCCCCCUCACAAACUCUGAUCCCUGAUAUACAGUGGUGAAAAACUAAAGAACAUUUAAAGGGACCAUUUAUUUCCUGUAUGCCUGGAGAGAUGCAGCAGUGUUUAGUGAGCAGCAAACAAAAAGUUCCAGGAAGAAAUCAGGAUCGUGCUGUGAUCACGCCGGCCACAGAAACACUGCAGAAUACCUGUUAAAAGAGACCCAUCGCAUGACCUGAAAGCAGCCGAUACAGGCCUCUUUUUUUUUUUAAAGUUAUGUAGUUUAUUUGCUCGUAAAUCUUCUUCCACUGCUUAUAAAAGAUGUAAUGAAUGACCAGAAAAGUGUUAAUCUUAGUGAUGCAGGUAAGAGGACAAUAGCAAUAACAUAGGGCAUUGACCAGCUAAAAAUAAUAUGACCAUCAAUUAAAUUAAUUAUAGGUUUGUAUUCGGACUGUUUGUCUGGGAUGGUUCUUACAAUAACAAGGAACAGAAACAAAAAAUGAUAAAACCUGAUUAUGGAUGCCAAAAUAUAAUAAAAAUAACCAAUCCCUGA